Messenger RNA from Daldinia caldariorum, 2160 nucleotides. RefSeq lists its product as uncharacterized. Bases 393 to 1562 code for a protein of 389 amino acids. The transcript is spliced from 5 exons. Lineage: Eukaryota; Fungi; Ascomycota; Sordariomycetes; Xylariales; Hypoxylaceae. The record is from RefSeq and is a predicted model, not a curated record.
GCCAUUGAGAACCUCAUCCGCAGGUAGGCACCAAUACCAUAAUCCAAUAAUAGUGACCACAUGUCUAUAUCCAACAGCUUGAUAUUGCUAUAUCCACCAAGAUCUAGACUCUGAGAUGUCUGACACUAUUCGAAAUACUGAGCCACACAAGCUGUGCUAACAUCUGUCUAGUCCACAAAUCUACCCAACAGUAUUGGCUUUCAUGUUGCAAUAUAUUGGUGACUGGGUCACCGCAGACAUACCGCAUCUUAAUUUUAAGAUCGGUCGACUGAAGGCGGCUUCAACUUGGUUAAUUAAAAACACUAUUACCACAAGAGCAGUGUAUGUCCCUGUAUAAAUCAUACAUCUCAAGGUGUCGUGUGGCUAUAAGCAAGAAGUCCACAGGUUGAAAGAUGCGACUACCUCCUAUCGCGCUUCUCACUAGCCGGUCAACAGAACAUCGCACUGAAGCAGAGACGAAAGUAUCCCCAGAGAUGGUCAUUGGCACCAUACUUGCUACUCUUGUCACCGUUAUUUUGACAAUACGUUUAUAUACCCGUCGGCGGUUAACUCGGGGAUUUGGGCUUGACGAUAUCUUCAUUGCGCUCGCAUAUCUUCCAAUCACCGCAUUUACUAUAAUCGGCAUUAUUUUUAGGGAGAAAUUUCAGCACAAUCACCAAUCCGGACACGGAAAUCCAGAUCUCGCUCCUGGUGGUAUACAAUUAGUAUUUGCCAACCAAAUUCUGUUCGAAUUGGCAGCCAGCUUAACCAAGUUGUCGAUACUUACCCUGCUCUAUCGGCUCACAACUGCGUCGAGGGAUCGCAGGAUAACCAUUGCCGUACUCAUAUCUAUGGGAUUUAUUAGCGUCAAUUGUGCCAUCUUCAUUAUUGUUAGCUGUCUCCAAUGCAUACCUUUGUCAGAUUAUUGGAACAUCUCCGUCCCGUCACGACAUUGCAUUGAUUGGAAUAUUCACAUGUUCGCUGCCAGUGUUAUCAACACCACCACCGAUUGGGUCGUUGUACUCCUACCUAUCCGAAUAGCCCUUGGGUUGAACUUACCUAUUAAGCAAUUAGGUAUGGUCAUAUUCUUGUUCGGGCUCGGUGUGCUCGCGUGCUCCGCAGGAAUUGCUCGGAGUUACUUCGCGUGGAACUUGGCUUUUCAUUCCAGCAAUAUCACCCGCGAUCGCCGGUUUGCCUGGUUUACUAGCACUGUUGAGCUAAAUUUUGGGAUAAUAUGUGCCUCAAUUCCAGCUGCGAGGCCAUUUUUUAUAACCUAUCUCCCGGAAGUCUUCAGGUCGUUCCGGCAACGUAGUUCCAUGAUAUUCAGGGACAGAAUACCACUUACAAACACAACGUCUUUUACGACCUUUAUUGAUCGCUCGUUAUCGACAUUAUCCCUUCCACGGCGCUUAACGCCGUUACCCUCCAGUCAUCAACGCGUCAAUCUCAAUAAACCGCUACCCCCUAUCCGACCACCCCGACAUACCAAUCCCGAGGCGCAAGCAGAGACUGAAACGUAUCUAAACCCAUCAUACAACUCACUGCAAGUACCACCUCGCAGCUACUAUAGAGCCAAUACAUAACCGAGCAACUUACAAUCGAGAGACUGGAUCUCCAUUAUGUAUCAAGAUAACAGCCCAAGGCAUGGCUGGUAACUCGCCCAUACGGCAGAAUUCUGUAAGAAUUCUCCUUGAUGGGGCUUGAUCUAGUUCCAGGCGUUCAAGGACAUCUAUGCUUUUUUUUUCUUUCUUUUUUUUAUGGAUACCCGGGUUCCUAUUACGCAACUACUUGCUUUCACUCGUUGAAGCCAAAUGAGAAUGCUGAGACUGGGGAUAGUCUCUUCGGGGGGUUAAGGGUAGGCAUGGAAGAGCAGGUUGGAUUGGGAUGCUACCUAUCAAUGUCUAUGCACGACUCUUCCACACUCGUUUCCUAUAGCUCAUAGCUCUCGCCCAUCGAGGGCUUUGAAAGGAGAAGGGAAUCCGCUUUAGGUCAUAGUGUACGCUUACCUAUAGAAAGUAGUGUAGUGUAGUCUAGGUACUUUGCGAGAAUGAAACCACCUCGGAGAAGCAGAAACAAAUCAUAAACCGUGUUUUAUGCCUGCAUGAGGAUCUACAAUGUACAACCUUAAAGAAACCGCAUGUGCUAGACAAUCUACGUCCCUUGAAUGCAUAGGUAAACACC